Molecule: messenger RNA, 6443 nt
Organism: Cuculus canorus (common cuckoo)
Lineage: Eukaryota; Metazoa; Chordata; Aves; Cuculiformes; Cuculidae
Gene: DENND3
Product: DENN domain containing 3
Exons: 23
Coding region: 63-3875 (1270 amino acids)
Biological process (GO): regulation of Rab protein signal transduction
Cellular component (GO): cytoplasmic vesicle
Molecular function (GO): protein binding
Source: RefSeq, a predicted model, not a curated record
CGAGCGGGAGGGGAGACGCCGCUGGCGUUGCCGCUGUCGGGUCGCAGAGUCGCGGCGGGACCAUGGAGGAGGCGCUGCCCGCGGGGCUGCUGGAGAUCUGCCUGCUGGUCGGGGUGACCAGGGAGCGGGUGCGGGCGCUGCUGCAGGGUACUCCAAGAAAACCCAAAAGUCUUCCUUCCCUUGAUCCAGAAGUUCUUUCUGUGUUUGUGCCUCCGUUUAUCAGCAGAGAUGACAUUCAUGUGACUAAUACAAGCGCUAAUAACUUGAAUAGAGGUAAACGGCGGUCUUUCCGAAAGAAGAAAGAGAGACCAAAGAUUGAAACUGUCAAGAGCCUAAACGGGGAGCAGAAAGCACCUGAUACUGAAGAUAUUACAGUUCCAAAGGACAUUGAUCUUAUUGGUUUGCCACAGCUGUGCUUCCCAGGAGGACUUUAUAUAGCUUCUGAACCAAAAGAGGACCACAUUCAUUUCCUGGUCUUCACAGAUGUCUGUGGUAACAGAACAUAUGGUGUUGUUGCACAGUACUACCAGCGUAUGCAAGAUGGCUGUACUGCCUCGAAUGGGCAGGCCCACUGGGAAUCUGCACAGACUGGGAAGAUGCCUGCCUGUUUUGUACCAUUCGCUAUUUGUGUUAUAUCGCGAUAUCCAUAUUAUAAUGCCCUCAAGGAUUGUCUCUCUUGCUUGCUCGUGCAACUGCGACCUUUGAUGGAUUUCAGUGUUGAGGAGCACAUUAAAGAAUUUGCUGCAAAAUUAACUUUAAUACCCAGCCCACCACCUGGACCACUCCACUUGGUAUUUAAUAUGAAACCACUUCAAAUAAUAAUUCCUUCACGAGAGGAUCCGGACAGUCCCAUUAUUGACUUGGAUCUUCAUCUUCCGUUGCUGUGUUUCAAGCCAAAGCAGGUGCUUCAGAUUCUGACCUGCAUUUUGACUGAACAGAGAAUAGUGUUCUUCUCGUCUGAUUGGGCUCUGCUGACACUCGUUGCCGAAUGCUUUAUGUUGUACCUUCAUCCUCUUCAGUGGCAACACACUUUUGUGCCUAUUCUGUCUCGUCAAAUGCUGGAUUUUGUAAUGGCCCCAACGUCUUUCCUUAUGGGAUGUCACAUUGAUCAUUUUGAAGAAGUGAGCAUGGAAACUGAAGACUUAAUUCUAAUUAAUAUAGAUAACGGAGAUAUUACACAUUCAAAAAUGGCUGAAGAGGAACCUGAAAUUCCAGAUGUUCUAGCACAAGCAGCAGACACUUUCAUAAAAAGAGUAGAGAGUCUUCAGCUGCAUUUUGAUCUAGAGCUCUGCCAUCUCCCAGCCAGCACGGAUCUUGGUGAACUCCAAAUGCGUAGAAGGGUUUGGCAACAGAAACUGAACACAGAAGUUCAGCAAACAACUUUGCAGUUAAUUGUAAAUAUCUUCAGGGACGUAAAAGACCAUCUAAAUUAUGAGCACAGAGUGUUUAACAGUGAAGAAUUUUUGAAAACAAGGGCAAUCGGAGACCAGCCAUUUUACAGAAAGGUUUUAGAGACCUACAUGUUUCACUCUUUCCUUAAAGCUCGUCUAAACCGAAAGAUGGAUGCUUUUGCUCGACUUGAAUUGAGUACUCAGUCUGAAGAGGAGAGAUUAAACUUGAUGUUUCAUACCCCAAGAAGGCUGACGAUGGAGAAAAUGGCUUCUAAACGAUUCAGUCCACAGCACAUGGUCAGUAGGCGUAUGGUGAUCAGUAUGCCUAAUCUGCAAGAUAUCAAGCUGCCAGAGGGCCCUACUAGAAAUUCCUCACUUCGAAGAAUAGAAACAGGCAUCGCUCUGAAAAUGCCCACCAAACCAGUCAGCAUGUUCAAAAUCCCAGAAAUUCAUUUUCCUCUGAUGUUCCAAUGUGUUCAGUCCUACUAUACAGACUUCUUUAACCACCUCAGCAAAGCUAUAAACACCUUGUCUCCUGAUAACUCUGCGUUGCUGGCAAGGUACUUCUACCUCCGCGGACUUAUUAGCUUGAUGCAAGGGAAACUCCUAAAUGCACUUUCUGACUUUCAGAACUUGGAUAAAACAGACUUAAGAAUUUUCCCUACUGAGCUUGUAAGAAAAAUUGUGGAAACCCUCCCUCCUUCUGAGCGUUCUCAAGCAGAUCGCAAACCUGAGCUCAAGAGGCUGAUAAGUCGAGUGAUGGAAAAACAAAGAGAAGUUAUGAAAAUCGAUGACCAUGUCAAAAAUUUCCAAUUGCCAAAAACACACAUGCAACUGGAUGACUUCGUGAAGCGGAUCCAGGAAUCUGGGAUUGUCAGAGAUACGGACACUAUCCAUCGGUUAUUUGAUGCCCUAACAGUAGGUCAUCAGAAACAAAUCGAUCCUGAAACAUUCAGAGAUUUCUACAACUACUGGAAAGAAACUGAAGCAGAAGCUCAAGAGGUGAAUCUGCCACCAACAGUAAUAGAACAUCUUGAUAAAAAUGAAUGCAUCUACAAGUUAUCGUGCUCAGUUAAAACUAACUAUGGUGUAGGAAAAAUAGCUCUGACCCAAAAGCGCUUGUUUCUUUUGACUGAAGGAGGACGUCCUGGAUAUGUCCAUAUUGCUGCUUUCAGGGACAUAGAGGAUGUGAAGAGCACUACUGUAGCUUUCCUUCUUUUGAGAAUACCUACUCUGAGGAUUAAAAUGUUGUCUAAGAAAGAAGUCUUUGAAGCCAAUCUUAAAAACGAGUGUGAUCUCUGGUACCUCAUAGUGAAAGAAAUGUGGGCUGGAAAAAAAAUGGCAGAUGACCACAAGGAUCCUCAGUAUAUUCAGCAAGCACUGACAAACGUUCUCCUGAUGGAUGCUGUGGUUGGUGCCCUGCAAUCCUCUAAAGCCAUCUAUGCAGCCUCUAAGCUGUCUUAUUUUGACAGAAUGAAAAAUGAAGUGCCUAUGAUAGUCCCCAAAACAACUUCAGAGACAUUAAAGCACAAGAUCAACCCCUCAGCUGGUGAGACGUUUCCACAGGCAAUAGAUGUCUUGCUUUAUACGCCAGGGCAUCUUGACCCUUCAGAAAGACCUGGCAACGCUCAUCCAAAACUAUGGUGUGCUUUAAAUGAGGGGAAAGUGGUGGUCUUUGAUGCAUCUUCCUGGUCUAUUCAACAGCACUGUUUCAAAAUGGGCUGUUCUAAACUGACUUGUAUGAUCAUGGUAGAACAGAGUCAAGUGUGGAUCGGUUCUCAAGACUCCAUUAUUUAUAUAAUCAACACCCACAGUAUGUCUUGUAAUAAGCAACUGAAUGAUCAUCGUUCUGAUGUCACAGACAUCAUUGUGGAGAAGAAGAAUGGAAUACCCAGCGAAGCAUACUCGAGCAGUUCAGAUGGCACAGUGAUUGCUUGGAACAUCAGCACUCUGAAAGUUAACCGUGUCUUUCAGCUGCCUUGCCAAAAUCUCACUUCUAUCAAGCUUCAUAAUGACCAGCUCUGGUGCUGUACUGGAAGUUGCAUACUUGUAGCAUCAACUCAUGAAUUUCAACUGCAGAUGAAAAUUGAGCAUCACCUGAAGGAUGUGUGUUUCUAUUUCCUCUGCUUCCAGCUCUUCCCUGAGAGAGAUGAAGUGUGGGCAUCUUAUUCAGGGAGCAGUGACCUGUAUAUUUGGAACACCAAAGACUUUUCAAGUGCGCCUCAGAAGAUUCAUCUUCAAGAUUGCUCUGAGAUCACUUGUAUGAUAAGAGUUAAAAAUCAGAUGUGGGUUGGUAGCAGUGGAAGAUCUCAAGGCAAAAGCAAAGGGAAGAUCUAUGUGAUCAAUGCUGAGAAGAAGACUGUAGAGAAAGAGUUGGUUGGACACACUGAUACAGUAAAAGCGCUGUGCUCAGCAGAGGACAGAUACGUACUCAGCGGCUCUGGAAAGGAAGAAGGGAAGAUCGCCAUUUGGAAAGCUGGGUAGUUAAGCUAUUCAAGACACAUCUUACCUAUACCAGACGAAAAUGAAAGCCUUGGGUUGUGUUUACUCCAGCAUUUUGCAUAUAUUUCAAACACCUGCCAGUGUUAUUUUAUUGUAUUUAUUAUUUUAGUACCUACUUUGUUGUAGAAAAUCAAACCAGAAGUGAAUCUCUUGUUCACCUCAUCCUGUUCCUGCAUGGUUGAUCAAAAAACAGAAAUGCCGCUAAGAGGGGUCACUGCUUUAAACUUGACAUGUGUUGUGAUGAAGGAUCAUGGUUGUAGGCCAGGUAGUAUGGUGCAUAUUGGUUUGAGAGUGCCGAAGCUGCUCAGUAAUUCAUAGAAUCAUAGAGUUGUUAAGGUUGGAAAAGAGCUCUAAGAUCAUCCAGUCCAACCAUCAACUCAAUGCCACCGUGGGCCCUGAUCCAUGUCCUGCAGCACCACAUCUACAAGAUUUUUGAACAUCUCCAGGGAAGGAGACUCCUCCACUUCCCUGGGCAGCCUGUUCCAAUGCUUCACCACUCUUUCAGUGAAGAAGUUUUUCCUAAUAUCCCGUCUAAACCUCCCCUGGCACAACUUGAGGACAUUUCUUCUCGUCCUAUUGCUUGUUACCUGGGAGAAGAGACCAGCACCCACAUCACUACUACCUCCUUUCAGGGAGUUGUAGAGGACAAUAAGGUUUCUCUCCAGCCUCCUCCUCUCCAAGCUGAACAAUCUCUGUUUCCUCAGACACUCCUUGUAAGAUUUGUUUUCCAGACCCUUCACCAGCCUCGGUGCCAUCCUCUAGACACACUCCAGGACCUCAGUGUCUUUCUUGUCGUGAGGGGUCCACAACUGAGCACAGAAUUCAAGAUGUGGCCUCACCAGUGCUGAAUACAGGGUCACAAUCACUUCCCUGCUCCUGCUGACCACACCAUUUCUGUUACCAAAAUCCUACUGGAGCUGUUUCCAGGCAGUGCAUGCGUUGCCUAAAAAAUGGGACACGAUAUUGCGAUACUCAAUACUCUUUACACCCUGUAAUGGCUGGAAUUCUCUCUUCAGAUGGGCAGUGAAAAGUAAAAACUAGGCAUGUUUCUUGGAGUUACUGUAAAUGCUGAGGAUCUUUCUGACGUAGCAGCUAGAUUUAGCUGGGAAGGCUGUCUGUUAUCCCUGUGGGUGUAUUUAUGGUGCUGUAUUAUUGAAAGUGUAGACACAGGCGCUGCCUGGUAGUGCUGAAAGCUCCCUUCUGCUGCAACAAGAUACUUGGAUGUUCUUAAUGACUGUUCUACUUUGUAAACUUCUUUUUCCUUUAAGAACAAUGCAAAGCACUUGGCAUUUGUGACCACUUGUGAAACUGAUGGGUUUUUUUUUCAUCUGGAGUACUUAAAUUGAUUUCCCUAUCUAGAAUGGUUUGGGUUGGAAGGGACCCUAAAGCCCAUCCAGUUCCAACUCCCCUGCCAUGGACAGGAACAUCUCCCACCAGACCAGGCUGGUUAAGACUCCAUCCAACCUUGCCUUGAACACUUCCAAGGAUAGGGCAUCCAUGACUUCCCUGGGCAACCUGGGCCAGCGUCUCACCACCCUCAUCAUGAAGAAUUUCUUCCUAAUGUCUAGUGUAAAUCUUCCCCCUUCCAUUUUAAAGCCAUUCUGUCUCAUCUCGUCACUCUGUGCCCUUGGAAAAAGUCCCUCUCCAGCUUUCCUGUAGGCCCCCUUCAAGCACUGAAAGAGUGCUUUUAGGUCUCCUUAGAGCCCUCUCAUCCCUAGGCUGAACAACCUCAGUUCUCAGCCUGUCCUGAUCAUCUUCGUAGCCCUCCUCUGCACCCGUUCUAACAGUUCAUCUCCUUCUUAUGUUGAGGAUUCCAGAACUGGACACAGGUGGGGUACUCUGAGAGUGGAGUAGAGGGGGAAAAUCACCUCCCCUGUCCUGCUGGCCAUCCUUCUAUUGAUGCAGCCCAGGAUACAGCUGGCCUGCGAGCACACUGCCAGCUCAUGCUGAGCUUCUCAUCAACUACCACCCCCAAGUCCUCCUUGGGGAUGCUCUCAAUCACAUCAUUCCUCGUCCUAUACUGAAACUGUGGGUUGCCCUGACCCAGGUGUAGGACCUUACAAUGUCUAUAUUUCACUUGCUUUUGGAAGCAACCUUUCAGUCACUGUGCAAACAAACCUCUGCCACUCCUCCCUUCAGUCACCAUUUCCGUGAUGGGAGGAACUGCUGUUAUUUUAUGUAGAACGUGCUUAAUUUUUAAGUCCUGAAAAGUCCUCAAGUUCCUCCUUGAUUACUGACGUAAGCAUCGUUGGAUUGCAUUCUAAGGGAUUGUCUUGAGCAGUGCUCCCUCAUAUACAUUGUUUGUUUGUUGAUGACAAUGAUCUCCAGGUAAAACAAUAACUUUAUGCGGAAUAGUUUUGUGUCAGAGCUGAGCAAAGUGGAAUGCAAUAUUUAAAAUACUGUAAAUAGAAGGAAAGAAGGUGACUCUGCUUUUGUUAAGAAGUAGAAACCAGUGCAGGCCUAAUAGAAGUGGAAACUACUGGGAAUAUAAUCCACUUAUAUUUGUGACUCUUCCAAUACCUUAAUGAGAGAUUUUAUCAUGUGAUCGUA